CUCUGGAGGUAAGCUACGGGCUAAGUACCUAACUUGCCUCAAGCAAGUAUGAUGUGGUACCUCGUGUAGGAAGGCAGCCUUCAGCCUUAUUAACGCUGUCAGCUUGGAGGUGAACCAGACAGCAAUACGCUACAUACAAACAGCUUGUUGGUGCAGAACAGUCUGCCAUCGUACGAAAUCCCGACCCAUCGACUGGUAUCGACAAACAAAAAUCACCACAGCUAGUGUAGACAGAUUGUUUCCCCCUUCCUGAGGGUCAGCCAAGUCAAUAUGGCGACUCCUCAUGAGAAGCUCCUCGAGUACUUCACUGCCAUGGACGCUGCCGGCGCUGUGAUAGUCAAAGAUACGCCAAAGCUAGACCUGGAGACAUACAUGCAGAAUUAUAAUGGGAGGACACGAUAUGAUCGCUUGAUGCUUAUCGGACAAUGUUCCGUUGUGCUCUGCGUCGACGCUCUCAAAGUUGCUGUAGCCGAAGCUAAACGCGGCAAGGAUGUUGCUCGGUAUCGAGAGGCUGUUGAUCUCCUCCGUCAGGCUUCACCAAACGAGCCUGAGGCCAGCCUUGAUAGAAAGUGGAUUGAUGUGACAGAAAAGUCCAACAGGGAAGAGACGAAGCGCCUUGAGCAGGAAUUAAAGGGCUACAAAAACAACCUUGUCAGGGAAAGCAUCCGGAUGGGCAAUGAGGACCUUGGCAAACAUCUUGAGGAAAUCGGGAACCUUGCAGAUGCUGCCGAAGCCUACUCACGAAUGCGUCCCGACGUCAGCACCUCAAAGCAGGUGGCCGAUGUCGGCAAACACAUAAUCCGUGUUGCCCUUCAGAAGCGCGACUGGACUGCCGUGAAUUCCAGCCUUAACAGGAUCGCAGGUCUUCAAAGCCAACUCAGCGAGGAUCUCGGAUUCCCAACAUACAUCAGAGUUAUGGAUGGACUUGCAAAUCUUGGCCAGGAGAGGUACAAGGAGGCCGCUGCAGCCUUUCUCAAGGCUGACCAUUCGGCGCCUGCCUCAUCGUACGCCGAUGCCAUGAGCCCAAAUGACGUUGCCAUCUACGGCAGUCUUUUGUCGCUGGCCACCAUGGAUCGCGUUGCUAUCCAGACUAACGUGCUGGAGAACAGUUCGUUCCGGUCCUUUCUGGAGCUGGAGCCACACCUGAGGCGAGCAAUCACGCAGUUCGUGAAUGGCAGGUACUCGUCAUGCUUGGAGAUAUUGGAGAGCUACCGCAGCGACUACCUACUCGAUAUGCACUUGCAGAGGCAUAUUCCAGAGCUGUUUCUCCAGAUUCGGAGCAAAUGCAUAUCACAGUACCUACUCCCAUUCUCAUGCGUUACUAUCGCAAGUCUCGACGAGUCGUUUGCUAUAGACGGCGAGUCUAUAGAAGAGGAGCUGGUUACUAUGAUUAGCAAUGGUAUUCUCGAUGCUAGGAUCAAUAGUGUGGACAAGCUCGUGACGGCCACGGCCGUGAAGCCCAGGAUCCAAAUGCAGCUCGCGGCAUUGAAGGCGGCACAGCAGUAUGAGACAGAGGCAGCAGAGAGGCUGAGGCGGAUGAACAUUUUGGCCGCCGAACUCGAGGUCAAGAGCAACAACAAACGGGGCAUGACUGCGGCCGAUACUGAGUGGGAAGGCAGUUCUUCAGCGAUGGCAUCCGUAUUUUGAGAGCUCGCUGUAUGAUGAUUUCAUCAAGACCUCAAUGGAACGACGAACUCAAUGGGUAUCUCAAUUCUAAAACAGGCCCUCGGUUGUUAGGCUCGGACUUCUAGGUGACGUGAUUACGAAAAAAAAUAAAUUACAGGCGCACAGCACACCAUACACAGUAAAUCUUCCAGCCG
Molecule: messenger RNA, 1820 nt
Organism: Pyricularia oryzae 70-15
Lineage: Eukaryota; Fungi; Ascomycota; Sordariomycetes; Magnaporthales; Pyriculariaceae
Product: CSN-1
Exons: 5
Coding region: 271-1647 (458 amino acids)
Cellular component (GO): COP9 signalosome
Source: RefSeq, a predicted model, not a curated record